UUCCAUAAUCAACUCAUAAAUGUCUCAUGUACUUCCGCUAUAUAUAUUCCGUCAUGCUCUAAUCCUUACCUUACUAAACAUUCUCUGUAUCCAUCUCUUUCUCUAAUCAUUCUCUUCUUUGAUCAUUGUAAUGCUAUUUUUAUGGCGUCUCUAUCUUCUUUAUUGUUCUUCUACGCCUACAUUUCUUCUUCUUUCUUCUCUCUUCUAGUUACAAGCUCAGUCACUGCCACUGUUUCUUCCAUCACCAAUUCAACCACGCACCAUCAUAAGUGGGUCGGACCCGUCGGCCACCGUGUGAUCACUGUAGAUGUUCAUGGGUUCGGCCAGUUCCAGUCCGUCCAAGAUGCCGUUGAUUCUGUCCCAGAACAUAACACAAUGAGCGUACUUAUUCAAAUAAGUGCUGGAUAUUACAUAGAGAAAGUGGUCGUGCCGGUGACAAAACCGUACAUAACGUUUCAAGGAUCAGGGAGGGAAUCGACGGUGAUAGAAUGGCAUGAUCGAGCAUGUGAUCGUGGGCCCGAUGGCCAACAGCUGCGUACUUAUCAAACAGCUUCUGUUACUGUUUUUGCUAAUUAUUUCUCUGCGAGGAAUAUUAGCUUCAAGAAUACAGCACCAGCACCACUUCCAGGAAUGCAAGGAUGGCAAGCGGCGGCGUUUCGGAUAUCAGGCGACAAGGCCUACUUCUCCUGCUGUGGAUUCUUUGGUGCACAAGACACCCUUUGUGACGAUGCCGGCAGGCAUUACUUUAAAGAGUGUUAUAUUGAAGGUUCUAUAGACUUCAUUUUCGGGAAUGGCCGCUCCAUGUACAAAGACUGCGAGCUACACUCAAUAGCCACUAGAUUUGGAUCGAUUGCGGCCCAUGAUAGAAAGUCACCGGAGGAGAAGACGGGUUUUGCAUUUGUAAGAUGCAAAGUUACAGGUACAGGCCCACUUUACGUAGGUCGAGCCAUGGGCCAAUACUCCAGGAUCGUAUAUUCAUACACUUACUUUGAUGACUUGGUUGCUCAUGGUGGCUGGGAUGACUGGGACCACGUCAGCAACAAAAACAAGACGGCGUUUUUCGGAGUGUACAAAUGUUGGGGACCGGGUGCUGCAAACGUGAGAGGCGUAUCAUGGGCUAGAGAGCUCGACUUCAAGACGGCCCACCCUUUUAUUAGGAAAAGUUUUGUCAACGGCAGACACUGGAUCGCACUAUCCGAUGCUUAGCUUAGCCCGUCCAACGUUCAUGCCCAUCUUCUCUUCUCUUCUCCACUUUUUCCUAUUACUAUAUUCAUUUGUUCUUUCAUAAAUUCAUAGCUAAAUAAUUUGUUUAUUCUUUGAGAUGUACUGAAUAUAUGGAAAUUAACAUACUGCCAUAUACCUAUGUAUCUUAAAUUAUCUAUGAAAGCAAGGGGAUUAUUUAUUUUUAA
Messenger RNA from Pistacia vera, 1409 nucleotides. RefSeq names its product probable pectinesterase 68. The coding region runs from base 142 to 1206 and encodes 354 amino acids. Gene Ontology annotation, biological process: cell wall modification. The record is from RefSeq and is a predicted model, not a curated record. Lineage: Eukaryota; Viridiplantae; Streptophyta; Magnoliopsida; Sapindales; Anacardiaceae. Gene Ontology annotation, molecular function: pectinesterase activity. The transcript has 5 exons.